This is a messenger RNA of Zingiber officinale, 969 nucleotides long. Its product is annotated as GTP-binding nuclear protein Ran-3. Gene Ontology annotation, molecular function: GTP binding; GTPase activity. The coding region runs from base 155 to 820 and encodes 221 amino acids. Gene Ontology annotation, biological process: protein import into nucleus; ribosomal subunit export from nucleus. NCBI's taxonomy places the organism in Eukaryota, Viridiplantae, Streptophyta, Magnoliopsida, Zingiberales, Zingiberaceae. The record is from RefSeq and is a predicted model, not a curated record. The transcript has 8 exons. Gene Ontology annotation, cellular component: cytoplasm; nucleus.
CAACGGCUGAGAGAGUCGCGUUCAAAUCAAGCUGACCCCUGCGUGGGAAACCACAUAAUUCCUAGCACUUUUUAGGGUUCGCCUCCGCCAUUGCGAUCGACGCACCGUCUCUGUUCUCCUCCUCGUCCCCUUUGCAGCAUACGAAGCCGAUCGCAUGGCAUUGCCGAACCAGCAAACCGUGGACUAUCCUAGCUUUAAGCUCGUCCUUGUCGGUGAUGGUGGAACAGGGAAAACUACAUUUGUGAAGCGCCAUCUUACUGGUGAAUUCGAGAAAAAGUAUGAACCUACUAUUGGCGUUGAGGUCCAUCCGUUGGAUUUCUUCACAAACUGUGGCAAGAUCCGAUUCUACUGUUGGGAUACUGCUGGUCAGGAGAAGUUCGGUGGCCUGAGAGAUGGAUACUACAUCCACGGUCAAUGUGCGAUUAUCAUGUUCGAUGUGACUGCAAGAUUGACAUACAAGAAUGUUCCCACAUGGCACCGAGAUUUAUGCAGGGUGUGUGAGAAUAUCCCUAUUGUUCUAUGUGGCAAUAAGGUUGAUGUGAAGAGCAGGCAAGUUAAAGCAAAGCAAGUUACAUUCCACAGGAAGAAGAAUCUCCAGUACUACGAGAUUUCAGCAAAGAGCAACUAUAACUUUGAGAAGCCAUUCCUUUAUCUAGCUAGGAAACUUGCUGGGGAUCCUAACCUUCACUUUGUUGAAUCACCUGCACUGGCUCCUCCGGAAGUUCAGAUUGACUUGGCUGCACAGCAACAACAUGAAGCCGAGCUUGCUGCUGCUGCUGCUCAGCCUCUUCCUGACGAUGAUGAUGAUCUGCUUGAUUAGAUUUGUUGGUUCAUACUACAAAACACCGCACUGAAUCUUGUAGCAGUCAUCUUUUGAUGUGUACUUGUUUUUUGAACCAUUGGUUGGAGUUGCAUUGUAGAAUUUGACGUCUAAUACUUUGAUUAGUUGAUUCAAGGAAUUUUCUCGUU